CAUAGCUAGUCCCUGCGGCUGCCUGCAAGUCAUCCAGGCCCAGGGCACGCCACUCAUCUCGGCAUCUCGCCGGGGCCACAGUCUCACUGAGCAGCACGAGCAAGCGCUCUGCUCUGGAUUUAGACUGCUUACGGGUGCGUACGAGCCUCUGUGACGGCGUCACCUUUUUCUUCAUGAGCCGCACCGGUAAUGCCGCCUUUUCCAACUCCAUUGCGGCCGCUAGGUGCAGGAUGGAAAUCACAGUUUCCACUAGCUGCCUUAGUGCAUCCGCCCUGUCGAUAGCUCAGCUGUCCAUUGUUUCGAGUGUGCAUGACCCAGUCAAAUUUUCCCUUUCUUUUUUCUGCUGCCGAGAUUUUCUUUUUCCGGCUGUGGAUUUGUCCCGCUCACUUGACAUGGCUUUGCCGCGUUCUGCGCUCCUCCCUGGUUCCAGACUGUUGCCCGUCUCGGAAUACAGCGAGACACGGACGGCGGAGAUCGGGAAUGUGGGGCCGGAGAAUCCGAUGUUCACAUGGAUUGAAUCUCUGGAAUGUGUUUGCUACGUUUUUAUCGGGCCGGGCGAUGUCUGAGCACGUCAAGGGAGACGUGUAAGCCAAGGAAGGGGAAAGGAAAUAACUUUACUUUCGGGCUCGUGGGCGUGGGCUUGGGCUUGGAUGAUCCAAUAGCAUAUGACGUCCAAGUGCUCGGAUUGCGUCUAGACUACGUACGCAGUUUUCGGGUCUGAACUCUUUGUCAUAGAUGGGUUAGAGCUGAAAGGGGACGCCGUUAGCAAUCAAUUA
Molecule: messenger RNA, 776 nt
Organism: Trichoderma harzianum CBS 226.95
Lineage: Eukaryota; Fungi; Ascomycota; Sordariomycetes; Hypocreales; Hypocreaceae
Exons: 1
Coding region: 174-566 (130 amino acids)
Source: RefSeq, a predicted model, not a curated record